GGCUCAGCUGGAUCAGAGCCACAGACCAGGCUUGGCCUCUGCCUGCAGUGGCCCCUACUCCUCCAGCCUCACCCAGCACCAUGAGCGGCCGAGUUGGAGACCUGAGCCCCAAGCAGGCAGAGACCCUAGCCAAGUUCCGAGAGAAUGUUCAGGACGUGUUGCCUGCCCUGCCCAACCCUGAUGACUAUUUCCUUCUGCGCUGGCUCCGAGCUCGGAAUUUUGACCUGCAGAAAUCAGAGGCCAUGCUCCGCAAGUACAUGGAGUUCCGGAAGACCAUGGAUAUUGACCACAUCCUUGACUGGCAACCCCCAGAGGUGAUCCAGAAAUACAUGCCUGGGGGCUUGUGUGGUUAUGACCGUGAUGGUUGCCCUGUGUGGUAUGACAUCAUUGGGCCUCUGGACCCCAAGGGCCUGCUCUUCUCAGUCACCAAGCAGGACCUGCUCAAGACCAAGAUGAGGGACUGUGAACGCAUCCUGCAUGAAUGUGACCUGCAGACAGAGCGGCUGGGGAAGAAGAUCAAUACCAUUGUGAUGAUAUUUGACUGCGAGGGCCUGGGGUUGAAGCACUUCUGGAAACCUCUGGUGGAAGUAUACCAGGAGUUCUUUUGCCUCCUUGAAGAGAAUUAUCCAGAGACCCUGAAGUUCAUGCUCAUUGUGAAAGCCACCAAACUGUUCCCUGUGGGCUACAACCUCAUGAAGCCCUUUCUAAGUGAAGACACUCGCAGAAAAAUUAUAGUGUUGGGAAACAACUGGAAAGAAGGUUUGCUGAAACUCAUCAGCCCUGAAGAAUUGCCUGUCCAGUUUGGGGGGACCCUGACUGACCCAGAUGGGAAUCCCAAAUGUUUAACUAAGAUCAACUAUGGUGGGGAGAUCCCCAAGUCCAUGUACGUGAGGGACCAGGUAAAGACUCAGUAUGAACACUCAGUGCAGAUCAGCCGUGGCUCCUCACACCAGGUGGAGUAUGAGAUCCUGUUUCCAGGCUGUGUUCUCAGGUGGCAGUUCUCAUCUGAUGGUGCAGACAUCGGCUUCGGGGUUUUCCUGAAGACCAAGAUGGGGGAGCGGCAGAAGGCAGCAGAGAUGACGGAGGUGCUGCCCAGCCAGCGCUACAAUGCGCACAUGGUGCCUGAGGAUGGGAGCCUCACUUGCUCAGAAGCUGGCGUCUAUGUCCUGCGCUUUGACAACACCUAUAGCUUUGUCCACACCAAGAAGAUCAGCUUCACAGUGGAGGUACUGCUCCCGGACGAGGGCAUGCAGAAAUACGACAAGGAGCUCACCCCUGUCUAGGCAACUGCCUCACUUCUCAGACAUCUCUGACCCUCUGAUUUCUCUAUAUAUAUUCUACCCUCCCAUUAGAAACUGAUAAUUAGUUCUCCUGAUUCUGACAUGAAUGAGUAGAGAAGGGGCUACUUUGGGGAAGACUCUUAUGCUGUGGUCAGAUCAGGACAGGUAUGAGAGGCACAGCCUUGGAGGAUUCCACUGUUGCAGAAGAGGAAGAAUCAAGGUAUAAGCAAGACAUAGAUAUCACUGAAACCCAAGAAAUAGGAAAAUAAAUCUCCUACUCUUUGCCCUCACUUCUCCUGAGGUGCUUGAAUUCGUUCCCUAAGAACUAUGAGCAAUUUGGGAUGGAGACAUAUCUAACUUUUUUUUUUUACUUCUACUUCUUAUAGAGUAGAAAUACAUGAGGAGUAAAACUUGAGAAGUUGAAUGGAGGUAGGGAGCAGGUGAUCAUGGAUGUGCAUGAUAGUAAGGAGCCUACCAGGGCAGAUUUCAGCACCU
Messenger RNA from Molossus molossus (Pallas's mastiff bat), 1775 nucleotides. RefSeq names its product SEC14-like protein 3. The record is from RefSeq and is a predicted model, not a curated record. NCBI's taxonomy places the organism in Eukaryota, Metazoa, Chordata, Mammalia, Chiroptera, Molossidae. The transcript has 12 exons. The coding region runs from base 81 to 1283 and encodes 400 amino acids. Gene Ontology annotation, cellular component: cytoplasm; nuclear speck.